AUGUUUAGUUUAAAAAGACAUAGGAUCUUAAUAAUCAAAUAAAUAUAGUAUCAAGCAAAGAUUAUGUAUCUUUAAUCGAUUUUAUAUUUAUUCGAUUAGAUGGGAAAAAGAAAUUAAAUAUCUUAAUCUCCACAUUUUCAACUUUAAUAAAGAAUUGUUGAAAAUAUUCAAUUCAUAGUAUUUCUUAUAACUUAGAGAAAUCAAGUCUAUACACAGAGAAGGAGGAAAGAAACAAUGAGUCAAUUAGAGAGAGAAGAGCAUGGGGAAAUUUUUAAUUUUGAUUUUGAUUUUAAAUAAAGAGAAAUCUAUAGAGCGGCAUAGAUGCGCAUUGAAUUAAGAAGUUGCUCAAUAGCAAACUUAAUUUAAUGA
Molecule: messenger RNA, 369 nt
Organism: Paramecium tetraurelia
Lineage: Eukaryota; Ciliophora; Oligohymenophorea; Peniculida; Parameciidae
Exons: 2
Source: RefSeq, a predicted model, not a curated record